UGACAGGAGAGGAGGAGGAGGAGGAGGCGGGGGGGGGGGGGAGAAAGCCAGUGAGUGAGAGAGAGAGUGAGUGAGGGAGGGAGCGCGAGGAAAAGGGCACAGUGAAAGGGUGAGAUAAGCAGCGCCGAGCAGCAUCUCUUGAGCACAUUCAGCUCACAGCAGCUCAGGAGGCAGGACGGCAGAGUAGAGGGGGGAGAACACCUUGCACCUCACCAAAGGGGGCGACACCACACCUCUCUCUCUCUCAGACACACACUCUUGCACGUCACACACACACAUUUGUGAGGAGGCGUGAGGCUCAGGGGGAGGAACACCACACCACACGCACGCUGUUUUACUGGCUUAGCUGUGCUUUGGAGAGCUGUCUCUUGAAGACUGGACCAGAGCUGUUUCCAUCCUGCUUCAUCCAUCCUUUCCUUCCUUCCUGCUUUACCAUUCCUAGAGCUCAGAAGCGUCUCUCCUGUCGGCCAACCCCUUCGAUCAUUCGGACUGAUUUGCUCUCUCUGUCAUUCAUCUAACCUCUGAUCGGCGCAUCUCUCUCUCUCUGUAACCAUCUCUGCCUGUCUGUGCUUUCACUCUAUUCAGCCGAGAGACCAAGAGACACACUGAAAGAGCAACUAAUCCGACUGACUGAGAGACCGACCGUUCGACCGUGAUCAUGAACUUCCUCCGACGCCGUCUCUCGGACAGCAGCUUCAUGUCCAACCUGCCCAACGGCUACAUGUCAGACCUCCAGAGGUCGGACCCGGCUGCUCCUCCUCCCCCCACCGCCACCUCCACCUCCCAUCAAGGUGGCCCCUCAGCCGUGGCCCCGGCCCCUGCCCUGUCCCCGACCAAAGCUCCGGCCCCGUCCCAGGCUCCCGCCAGCUCCCCCGCCGCUCAGGAGCGGCGUGCGAACCCGCUGGCUCAGCCACCGCCUCAACAGGCCCCGUCCUCCUCCUCCUCCUUCUCCUCUGGUGGCUCCUCUGGCUUCUUCAGCUCCUUCAGCUCCAUCACUAACGUGGUCAAACAGACCGCCGCAACAGCCGCCGUGUUCGUGGAGCAGACGGCGUCCUCUCCCUCGCUCUCCAAGAAGUUCAAGAUCCUGUUGGUCAUCGAUGAGCCCCAGCACGAGUGGGCCAAAGUGUUUCGGGGAAAGAAGGUCCUUGGAGACUAUGACAUCAAAGUUGAGCAGGCUGAGUUCUCAGAGGUGAACCUCAUCUCACAUUCAAAUGGAAACUGUAACGUGGACAUGCAGGUCAUCAGGAGCGGGACCAAAGUGGGCAGGUCUUUCAGGCCCGACUUCGUCUUGGUGCGCCAGCACGCCUUCAGCAUGGCCCAGAACGAGGAUUUUAGGAACUUGAUCAUCGGUCUGCAGUAUGCGGGCGUCCCCUCAGUCAACUCUCUGGACUCCAUCUACAACCUCUGCGACAAACCUUGGGCUUUUUCCCAGCUGAUCAGUAAUCAGAAGAAGUUAGGUUCAGAUAAGAUCCCUCUCAUUGAUCAGACGUUCUACCCCAACUACAGAGACAUGAUUACAUCACCGAGUUUCCCAGUGGUGGUGAAGAUUGGACACGCCCACUCUGGAAUGGGAAAGGUCAAGGUGGACAAUGUGAGUGACUUCCAGGACAUUGCAAGUGUGGUGGCCAUCACUCAGACCUACUGCACCACAGAGCCAUUUAUAGACGCAAAGUACGACAUCAGGGUCCAGAAAAUCGGAGUUGACUACAAAGCAUACAUGCGAACAUCCAUCUCUGGUAAUUGGAAGAGCAACACCGGAUCAGCCAUGUUGGAACAAGUAGCCAUGACUGACAAGUAUAAGCUGUGGGUUGAUACCUGCUCAGAAAUCUGCGGAGGACUGGAUAUCUGUGCUGUCAAAGCCAUCUGUGGCAAGGAUGGUAAUGACUACAUCACUGAGGUUGUGGGUUCAUCUAUGCAGCUGAUUGGUGAUCACCAGGCAGAGGACCGCCAGCUCAUCUCAGAGGUGGUGCUGGCUAAGAUGAGCCAAGCUCUGGCUACCAGGUCAUCUAGUGCUUCCCGCUCACCUGCCCGCUCCCCUCAAGGCCAGAAGCCAACGACUGUGCAGCCCCAACAGGGUGCUGCCCUUAAGGAAGGACUGUCAGAUCCAAACAGGACCUCCGGCCAGCGCCCUCAACCUCAAGGUGCCCCAGUGAAAUCACAGAGUGUGGAGUCAAGAUCAGAAUCAGCUAAGAGAGCAUCUGAACCGGUACCAAAGCCCGGCCAGGCCCAAAAACCUGGUCCAGGUCCAGCUCAGACUCAGAAGGGCCCAGUCCAGAGGGCCGCCUCAGUCACAAGGCCUCCAGUGCCGAGGCUCCCCCCCCCAAUGCUGAGAGGCACAUCAGUCGCAAAGUCAGCCCCAGAUUCUGCUUCCACCCCAGCCAAAGCUUCACCAUCAUCCCCAGCGAAAGCAGCAGCAGCUGCAGCUCCAGGCUCUCCCCCAACCAAAGCAGCAGCAGCCACAGCUCCAGCCUCAGCUCCAGUCCCAGCUUCUCCCUCAGCCUCAGCUCCUACCACAGAGCAGCCCAAGCCCCAGCCUCAGGGCUCCCCAACCCCAGCUCCUGGCAAACCAAAAGAGCUGCCCCCCAAACCCGCACCACCUGCAAAGCCCAUCCCUCCGCUACGCAGGAAUUCAAAGCCGCAGCUCCAGCCAAAGCCACAAACCCCUCCUCCUCCCCUCAAAGCUUCACCCAAACCCCAGCCCGCUCAGGCCUCAGAUACUGCCUCGGCCCCAGCACAGGUUCAGUCCCCAGCCAAAGUCAGCCAGUCCCCGCCCAAUGUCCAGUCUCCAGCUAAGGCUCAGCCCCAGGCCAAGCCGGCCUCUCCCCUCCAAAGCCCUGAGCAUGUUCCGGCUGAAGCUGCCGCGGCCCCCGCUGAGGGAGAGGCCCCUGAGGAAGAACAGCCAGGAUCCCAGCAAAAGGCCCAUCCUCUGCUGAAUAAGUCCCAGUCCCUGACCAAUGCCUUCAACGCCUUCAGCGACUCCUCUUUCUUCCGCGGGGUCUCAAGCACCGGAGGCGACGGCCAAGACGAGGAGAAAGCCGAGACCAUUCGCAACCUCCGAAAGUCCUUCGCCAGCCUUUUCUCUGACUAGACACAGGCUAACCGUAGUCAGCCCCUUAUUGAUUAUGCCCCCCCCCCCCCUUUUACCGUUGGCCAGUGAUGACUUGAUUGACAUUAAGUGUGAACCAGUCUGAGAUUAAACUUUGUGUGUUAACUGUACUGCAUUCCCUCCGUCCCCGUCCCUCCUCUCCUCCAUCCUCAGCUUCUCUGUGUGAGUAACGGUGAGGCCUCCUGGGUAGGAUGUUCAGUGAAUGAAGCUGUGCCAGAAUAUUUGGACUGAAGGAGUUACGUCAUUGAUAUCGACCAUACAGCAGAUUAGAGAAGAAUAGAAUAGAAUAUCAAGAUAUUUAUUUUUCCCAGAGCACACUUUAAUGAACUCUUUAUGAAGUAUAUAAAAGUAGAAUAUUCAAGACUUUAGAUGUAAUGUACAUUCAGUAUAUAUAUACGUAUAUAUAUAUAUACAUAUACAGUAUAUGAAUACAAACAUAUAACUAUAAAGGGACAUAAGCCAAUGAUAAAACAAAGUCGAGUAGCACUUUCCAAUCCACCUUUGUCAGUGACAUAACUCUUUCAUUCAGUGGCUGGAUUUAUACAUAUUUUUAAAAAAUAGUCGGAUAUUUGACAUUUGAUGGUUUCCCCUACAGUGAAUCAAUUUUGGUCAGUAAGUGAAACUACGUGCGUAAAGAAAACUACUUCUUUAAGGAUUUGUUCCUGUGUAAAUCCAGCUGUUGUGUCUCUGGUCCUUGGCUACGGACUACUGGGCUCGUCAGUGCUGCCCCCUUUCUUGUCUACAAGCCUUGAAGUUCAUUGUCGUGUGAGGGAGUCGGAAAUACGUGUAUGUUCAUCUGUGUUCAAUUGUUAUGCAUGGCUCCUCCAAGUGGUUCGGUGUGACUUUUGGAGAAGAAGGGAGCUCUAUCAGUGUUGAGUUUCGCACUCCGUCGCCUUUCUCUCUCUCUCUCUCUCUCUCUCUCUCUCUCUCUCUCUCUCUCUCUCGAUAGAUGUUGUAGCCUUAUUGUGAACAUGUUUUCAAUUCAGCUACAUGUUAGCUGUGCAGACCUGGGUCGAUUACCUCUGGAAAUUCAUUCAUUUACGUUAAGGGUUUGAUUAAGUCGGGCAAGGAUUGCAACUGUUGUUAGCAGCUUUGGGAUCAGGCCGAUUGUGCCCCACACUGAAUAAAUCAAUCCUAAAUAGUAACUGAAUGCUUUUCAAAGAGUAAAAAGAUUCAUGUCUGUAGCUGUGACUGGUGAUUUAUUGUUUCACCUCUGUGUAGAUCUUUCAACAGUAUUGUAAUUUGUUGAUUAUUCUCAUGAAAAGACAUUGAGACAGUAGUGCAAUAACACCUCGACAUGACUGUUGAGCGCUGUCACCCUAUUAUAGAUAUAAAUAUGACCGUACAUACAGGACCUGUGUAUCUGUUAAAUACCUAACUCUUACAUUCCCUUUAAGAUUUCUUUCAGUCGCAACUUUCCAGGUUGCUUUCUGCUGCAGUCAGACGCUGGGCUCCAGAUUAAUAUGCCAUUUUAAACUGUUGGUUUCUGUGAUUGAUCCUGUUUGUGUUGUGGGACUGAAUUUAAGGCAACCUGGAAUGAACCCAGUACCUUGGCUGGUGAUAUUCAGUUGAGCUGCUGCAUUUCAAGUUCAUACGUGUAAGAAAAAGAAAUAAAAAUCUCAACACCGCAUCAAGCUGUCUGCUUAUACAUUUCCAGUACUAUGUUGCAAGUAAACUAUAACAUAUUGUAUUUUGUAUUUAUGUAAUUGUCAUCUCAGGAGUUUAUUUUUUGUAAUAUAUUGAUUGAUUUUUUUUUUUGUUUGUUGACGCUCCAUAUUUAUGGUAGCCUACAGUAUAUAUUGUUUGUUUUGCAUUGUGUUUUUAUUUGUAGCUCAAUACUGCUUUGCAUGAUCUGGUGACUGAUGACGGUUUUUUUCUGUACAGAUAAAUAAUAAAGAUGUGGUUCCAUCAUUCCACUUAUUCACGAAGUAA
Anarrhichthys ocellatus (wolf-eel) is the source of this 5038-nucleotide messenger RNA. It is a transcript of the gene syn2b, whose product is annotated as synapsin IIb. Lineage: Eukaryota; Metazoa; Chordata; Actinopteri; Perciformes; Anarhichadidae. Gene Ontology annotation, molecular function: ATP binding. Gene Ontology annotation, biological process: neurotransmitter secretion. Gene Ontology annotation, cellular component: synaptic vesicle; synaptic vesicle membrane. The record is from RefSeq and is a predicted model, not a curated record.